Solea senegalensis (Senegalese sole) is the source of this 1462-nucleotide messenger RNA. It is a transcript of the gene ino80e, whose product is annotated as INO80 complex subunit E. NCBI's taxonomy places the organism in Eukaryota, Metazoa, Chordata, Actinopteri, Pleuronectiformes, Soleidae. Bases 37 to 768 code for a protein of 243 amino acids. Gene Ontology annotation, biological process: chromatin remodeling. The transcript is spliced from 8 exons. Gene Ontology annotation, cellular component: nucleus; Ino80 complex. The record is from RefSeq and is a predicted model, not a curated record.
UCGCAUAAAAAUGACGUCACGACAGUAAACAAGAGCAUGUCGCACAGACCGACCCAGCCAAGAGAUAUGAACGGUCAAGCGGACGUCGAGGUCGACUAUAAGCGGAAAUACAAAAACCUGAAGAGAAAAUUAAAAUUUCUAGUUUAUGAGCAGGAAUGUUUUCAGGAGGAGCUGAGGAGAGCACAGAGAAAACUUCUCAAAGUCUCCAGGGACAAAAGCUUCCUUUUGGACAGAUUGCUACAGUAUGAGAGGAUAGAUGAAGACUCCUCAGAUUCAGAUGCAACAGUUUCUUCAGAAAACAGUGAAGUAGAAGGUCCCAGGGAGAGGGAACGAGAACGAGAAGGUGUAAAAAAGCGAAGAAAUAGUCCUGGAGCAUGUCUUCCCUCAUCAUCUUCCCCUCAUCUCUCUCUGCUGUCCCAUUCUGGUGUUAACCCUCUGCAGUCAUCGGGCUCCGGACCGUAUCUCAACACUAUGCCCUUCCCACCCGAGUAUUUGGCUCCUCCAGCUGAACGAAUGAAGAAAGAGAGAAAAACAAAGACACCAAAAAACAAGAGAGAGCCUACGGGGAAGGUUGUUGCAGCAAAUUACCCAUCAGCCCCUACGGCUCCCCCAACAGCCAGUGGCCCCUUCAGCUGGGUUCCCAGACAGAUGCUCAGUGGAGAUGCAGCUGAGGAGGAUGGAGAGAGUGACUUAGACAGUGACAGAGGGGAUGAAGACAGAGGAGAGGGAGAUGAGGCUGAGCUAGUCAUUGACAUUCCUAAUGAGUGAGUGUGUGUGCGUGUGCAUGCGUGAGUGUGAUGUGUUCAUAAGCAGGGUUGCAGAGAGGCUAUUAGUGUCCAUGUGCAGGAGCAAAAGACUGUGACUGUGAAUGUAAUAUUUCUGUAUCUACCAGCCACAUGCCACAAAAUGGAGCCUAGCACCCCCCUGUGGACUUUUGCUUAACAGCAGUGUUGCGGUCAAAAUAUCUUACACAUACAUUUGGGUUUCUUAAAUUAUGUCAAAAAUGUACAGUAUGCCUUGUAAAUGCUUAUUGGCUUUUAAUAAUCUGUGAUGAUUGGACACUUUUGUAUGCAGUUCAAGCUGCCUUAUCAUUUUUUAUUUACAUUUUGGUACAUAUGGUAGUACAUUGUAUAAAAGGUCAUUCUAUUCUAAUCUAACUAUGGAUACAAGUAGGUGUGUCUUUCAGAAAGAGGGAGAGUGUGCAUUUCUCACAUUGUCCGUCUUUGUCUCGACCAUGUACUGUUAAAAAACAGUACUUUAAAGCUGAGUAGAUGUUUAAAAAUGUUGACUCCUCAUAUUUGAUCAGCACAGGCAGUUUUGACACCUUUCAUUUGAACAAUUAUGAUGACAUCAAAAUCAUGAUUAUAUCUUUGUGUAACUUUUUCUUAUUAAUGGCAAGUGUACUAUUUUUGCAGCGGUCCAAUUAUGUGCCAGAGAAUAAAAUGCAACUGUUAUAAUUUUA